Messenger RNA from Heterobasidion irregulare TC 32-1, 519 nucleotides. RefSeq lists its product as uncharacterized. The transcript has a single exon. Bases 1 to 519 code for a protein of 172 amino acids. The record is from RefSeq and is a predicted model, not a curated record. NCBI's taxonomy places the organism in Eukaryota, Fungi, Basidiomycota, Agaricomycetes, Russulales, Bondarzewiaceae.
AUGAAUGCACAACAAGUUACGCUUGAACCCAGCUCCUUGUAUGUCUUCACACAGCCGCUACUUCACGGCGCCUUUCAUUGGGCCUUCAUACAUACCGACGCACAUAAUCAUGCAACCAUACAUCACUGGGCAGAGCAGGAUCGAGGUCCCUAUGCAGAAAGCUACCGCAUGCAGGAUCUCGCUGCAGGUAUGAACAAGCUCCGCAAUGCGCCUGUCCUCGGAUACUUCAAAGUCGAAGGAUAUGCCGCCGUAGACCUCUCGAUCUUCGCGCGUAUAUGCCAGGACACGUUCCCCUCUGGGUGGGCAACCGUGCAGCAAAACCGUGCGCGCGGCCUCUCUUGCCGCACGUGGGUCGUGGCAGUGUUGGCGGGCAUGAAGGCACAGAGGCUCCUCAGCCGACGAGAUUCAGCGGAAGACAUCGAGCGCGCGAUCAAGACCCGCAGUGCCGAAUUUGAUGUGAUCUACAUGAACGACUUCCUCUGGCAGAGAGCAUAUCAAACUGUCGUCAUAAGCAUCUGA